AUGGCGGAGACAGCUAGCCUUGUUGUUGGCGUUGUUGCUCUCGCUGGAUUAUUCAACAACGCCGUUCAGUGUUUCGAGUAUGUCCAACUGGGCCAUGGGUUCGGCUCCAACUUUCAAAUAUGCCAGCUCAGGCUAGACAGCGCUCAACUCCGUCUAUCGCGAUGGGGCAAGUCGCUGGGCUUAGACGUCACGCAACCCCAGCAAACGCUGCCCGAUUUCCCUGUGCCCCCGGCAGAAAUCAAACUUGCAGAGCGGCUUCUAGGGCAGAUUCUAGAGUCAUUUGAAACUGCUAGGCUUCGUUUAUCCCAAUUCAAAGGGCGAGCAAGUCCUAAUGAUAAUGAUGAUGAUGACGAUGGUAAUCUCGCAACUUUCGACUCCCAAACCCACCUAGAACCGGCCAUUAAAGACGCCCACAACGAUAUGCGCAAGUUAACGAUUAAUACCCAGAAGCGAGCGACCCUAAAACAGAAGACUAAAUGGGCGCUGUAUGAGGAAAAUGCGUUACGGCAGCUUAUCGAUAAUAUUACGAGGUAUAUUGACGACUUGACCAUCUUAUUUCCUGCUGCUGAACCACGCCAGCAACAGCUUUGCAAAGCCGAGGCCUCGAAUAUCAAAGAACACGAAGACGGAACACACCUCUUAAGGGAGAUUGCCGCCCGGCAAGACAAGCUACUAGAGGCAAUGCUCGUAAAAUCCAGCAACAACAACCCGAGGCCACAAGUAAUCAACAUAAAUGUUGUAUUUUCCGGAUCUAACAACAAAGGCAUUCAAAUCGGAAGCAACUCUGGUAUACAAAACUUUGGUAACGUGACGUUCAUAAUGGACCAUCCUACUAUCAGUGCAUAUUUCUCGGGGGAUGAAAAUAAAGCGUUACAGUUCGGCCAUAAUUCCGGUACCGUCAAUCACGACGUUCACCACCACUAUCAAGGAUCACGGCCGGAAACACCACCUGAACCUAGCUGCAAAAUUCCCUUUGAUCGUGACAAAGAAGGCUUCGUCGAUCGAGAGACAAUAUUCGAUGAGAUCAAAGAGAAAUCCGAAGCACCAGGUUCUCGGAUUGCCCUUGUCGGCAUUGGGGGUGUCGGGAAAUCUCAAAUCGCUAUUGAAUAUGCCUACCGUAUCAGAGAUCGGCUACCUGACACUUGGAUAUUCUGGAUAUAUGCGAGUAACUCUGUGCGUUUUCAGGAAAGUCUUGAGAAAAUUGCCGAACACGCAAAGAUUCCUGGCCGGGACGAUCCGAAGCAAGACAGCUCGAAGCUCGUUUAUCGCUGGCUUUGCGAUGAAAAGAGAAAAUGGGUUAUCAUCCUGGACAAUGCUGAUGACCUCGACUUUCUCGAAGACGUUUCCACUGAGGGUUGCGGUGACGACAAGAGGUUAGGCAAAUACCUCCCUAAAACACAGAGUGGCUCAGUCAUUGUCACGAGCCGAAGCAGAGGAACUGCAUCCGACCUCGUCGAUGACAAGUAUGUUAUCAACGUUGAUCCGAUGGACGAAACACACGCUAUCGAUCUGUUCCGAAAGAAGCUGCCCAAGCCAGACGAUGGACAUGGCGAUAAACAGAUUGCAGAAUUGGCAGCAGAACUCGAGUACUUACCUCUCGCAAUUGUCCAGGCUGCGUCCUAUAUCUCUCAUAAGGCGCCGCGCUGUUCAGUCCAAGAAUACCUUGAUGACUUUAGGAAGAGUAAGGCUGAUGGGAAGCUGAGGCUCCUCGGCGAGACGAGACGAGACCAGCGACGCGACGAGGAAGCAGUCAACCCUAUAAGCGAUACGUGGAAGAUAUCAUUUAAUCACAUCCGAAGGACAAGGCCGUCGGCAGCAGACUUAUUGGCGCUCAUGUGCUUCUUCGAUCGGCAAGGAAUCCCCGACUUUGCCCUCCCGCUUCCACGGAAAAGAGGCGAGAGAGGGCCGCAGAACAAAGACGACCCUAGCGAUAGCACGCCAUGGCCAGCUGCUAGAGAUAUAUCAUUCGAGAACGACAUAUCGACUCUCAGAGACUACUGUUUCAUCUCUAUUAGGAUGCGCCGGGUGUUCGACAUGCACAGGCUGGUGCAGCUGGCCACCCAGCAAUGGCUCCGUAAUAAUGAGUCGUUUGAGCGCUGGCAGGGAAUAUUCAUUUCUCGGCUUGCCUUGAAGUUCCCGUCAUCAUAUGAAAAAGAGGGAUGGAGCCGUUGCCAGCAGCUAUUUCCUCAUGUGAAAUACAUAGUUAGUCACAAAUCUCUAAGAAAAGAGAGUGUGUCUUGCUGGGCCAACCUCCUAUGUAAGGCGGCAUUGUACGCGUAUCAAAGGGGAAAUUAUGCUGACUCGGUGACAAUGUCAACGACGGCGAUGGACGUGAGCAAAGCGACCCUUGGUGAACAAGACCUAACCACUUUGACCUGCCAGGUAGUUGUGCGGUUCAUCGAACCUCACACGACCGAAGACAUCGAGAAGUUGCCUAGCAAGGAGAGUGGUGCAGGGCGGUGGUGGGAAAAGACCUGGGCAUGGCUCACCCGGUCAAGUUCUGCUCUACUAACGGAAGAGGAAAGGGGCUGGUUGAAAGCGGUAGAGCAUAACAGGCGAAAAUUUGGCCCGCAUCACCAGCUUACCCAUUUCGCCAUGACCACCUUAGCGUUAACAUAUUCUCUCAACGGGCGACACAUGAAGGCAGAGAAACUACUGCUCAAGGUGGUGAAGUUAGGCACAGAGGCCCGCGGGUUCAAGGAUCAAGAUACGCUCAAAAACAGAGGCAGAUUAGCAUGGGUAUAUCAACACCAAGGCCGUCUUGUGGAGGCUGCAGAGCUACAGGAGCAAGUAGCAAAUGUAAGCAUGGUGGUCAACGGUCCAGAGCACCGAGAUACCCUGGGAUAUAUGUCUGACUUGGCGUGGAUACAACUUCGUCAAGGCCGUCUAGAGCAGGCUGGACAGCUAUGUACACAGGUACUAGAAUCGAGCAAGAGAGUCAACGGCCUUGAGCAUCCAGAUACAAUAGAGGUUAUUGGCGAGUUGGUAGGGAUAUACCUUCGUCAAGACCUGCUGGAGCAGGCUGAACGGCUAUGCACAGAGGCAGUAGACUUGAGCAAGAGGGUUUUUGAAGAGGGCGAUGAAAGAACACAGCGCUACAUCAGCUUGCUUGAUAAUUUGCAGCGCUUCAAAGAGAUGGAUCCGGAAUCCCGCGUGAAAUCCCUCUCCAAGUUAAAUACACUGUAA
Messenger RNA from Arthroderma uncinatum, 3186 nucleotides. RefSeq lists its product as uncharacterized. The record is from RefSeq and is a predicted model, not a curated record. The coding region runs from base 1 to 3186 and encodes 1061 amino acids. NCBI's taxonomy places the organism in Eukaryota, Fungi, Ascomycota, Eurotiomycetes, Onygenales, Arthrodermataceae. Gene Ontology annotation, molecular function: protein binding; ADP binding. The transcript is spliced from 4 exons.